Messenger RNA from Paramacrobiotus metropolitanus, 1835 nucleotides. RefSeq lists its product as uncharacterized. The record is from RefSeq and is a predicted model, not a curated record. The coding region runs from base 74 to 1483 and encodes 469 amino acids. NCBI's taxonomy places the organism in Eukaryota, Metazoa, Tardigrada, Eutardigrada, Parachela, Macrobiotidae. The transcript is spliced from 5 exons.
CAAAAAUAAAGCCACUGGCUGCCACUCCACCUUCUCUGUAGUUAAUCAGCAGGAAGACUAAUUGCGACUGAUUAUGAAUCUGUUUUGGCUCAUCGGUUUGGUUCUUCGUCCUUGUGGUCUGCUGGUCCACACUGGUGAUCCUCAGCCUAAAAGGUCAUGCUGCACAUCCUGCUGGUCGGUUGUUCAGCGGAUCGUGCUUUUCCUCCUUCUGCUCGGUACCGCGUUGAACGUGGCUUACUGGAUCACUAUGGGCGUGUUCCUUCUUAAAGGCGAGGAUUUGAUGGAGUCCAUGAUCAUGUACGAUAUGCGGCCCAUUGCCAAGGGAUUCUUCGCGCUGUUAAACGUUGUCAUCGCACUGCGCUCCUUUCUCCUGCCGUUGUUGCAGGCCUUCAGCAUCGCUUCCGGGAAGUAUAGCAAACUAAUGGUAUACUUGGACGACUUGCUGCAGUCGUCGCUGACGGUUACCGGAAUAAAAAAAUUACGCGCCAAAAUUUCCUGGCUGUCGGUUAUAUAUAUUGGGAUUCUGGUAGCCUUGGCCGUUAUGUUCUUCAUGUAUAAGCUGCUAAGGUCAUGGGAAUCGGAUCAAAUUCAUGUUAAAAAUGAAGAGAAUGUUGCCGGUUUGAUGCUAUUUGUACCGCAAGUCAACAUCACGAUCCCGUUUUUUGUUUACGCGUGCAUACAGACGCAGUUCUUCUACUUUCCGUUUUUCUUGUCCAUUCUGUUAAGCAUUUUCGUGGCCAUGUUCGGGGUCAGUGUUAAUGAGUGUUUGGCGACAGAGAACCAGUUCUGCCGGCAAAUUUUUAAAGAACUGUUUCCGGGACCAACGGAUGCUAAAAGUGUGAAGAAAUUUGAAGAACGACCGGAAGUGGAGGUGUUGGAGGGCGAACUGCGCAAGCUGGUUGAAGAGCGAUCCAAAGCCUUCUUGGUUGUCGAUCAGUUCAAACUGAAUUUCCAUUUUCUGAUCAGUCUAAGUUAUUAUCUGGAUCUGACGAUAGCAUCUGGCUACUUAUUACUGCUGAUAGUGGAUCCCGCGGAUAAGCCGCUGCAAGAUAAAUACCUCCAACAGUGCCGAGGUUAUGGGCUCUUGCUGUUUUUCAUCUUGACAAUGCUGCCUUAUCUGCCGCUCCUCGUGGCGGGAUUUACGAGUUCUCGAUUCCAAGUGAUCCUGUAUAAAUUUACCGGAAGACUGUAUGCUUAUCGCGAUGGAUAUCAUGGGAAAAGAAUUUCUACCAUUAUAGAGGAUCUGACAGAAGAAAAUAAUUACAACCCGAUACAGCUGGUCGAGGGCAGUUUUGUGUUUCAGUCGACCACAGUUCUUUUUACAACACUGCUGAUUGCGGCGGACCCGAUGAGCGGGUUAACAGGCCUUCCGCCGACGGCGGCGGCCGGCUGCGGCUCACUUGGAUCAGCACACAUUUCAAUCAAAGCUGACUCCCAGAAUAUGUCGGUUUCGAUGGUCCGACCGUUGACCAUUUCGGUGUGAUCCGCUUGGUAGACUUUGCAAACCGGUAUGACAUGUGCGGCCUUGAAGCAUUGGUGCAAUUGAUAGAAUUUCGCUUUCAUGAGCACAUUUACUGUUUGUUUUUUUUAAUGUUCUUAUUCAGCUGUCUUUUAUUGCAGAACGUUUAUCUUCUUGUGGCAAUGUUUUGCUACAAGACUAAUUCAAUACAUCUAUUAUGCUGUGAUUUGUUAUUUACUUUUUAAACUCUAGUAUAAGAUUUUUUUAGCAUGUAAUACCGUAAAUUCUGCCUGAAUAUUUUGUUUUAAACUGAUGUGGAGGGCACUGUACAUUAAUCAGAAGCUUGUGCCAUUUUAGAGCAAACACAACUACUUCA